Messenger RNA from Acanthochromis polyacanthus (spiny chromis), 2376 nucleotides. Its product is annotated as E3 SUMO-protein ligase ZBED1-like. NCBI's taxonomy places the organism in Eukaryota, Metazoa, Chordata, Actinopteri, Pomacentridae. The record is from RefSeq and is a predicted model, not a curated record. The coding region runs from base 106 to 1812 and encodes 568 amino acids. Gene Ontology annotation, molecular function: protein dimerization activity. The transcript has 2 exons.
CAUUGCACAACUGGAACUGGAAACCCCUCCCGCUUCCUUCAAAUCCAAAGUGUGGAAAUAUUUUGCUCGACACGUGUGCCGUAUGCUACAGGCACCACCUCUAACAUGGGGACGCAUAUAAACAGACACCACAAAGAAAUUGAGCUAAAAGCUAACGCCAGUGGUAAAACCACGACUCAGAUAACAAUCCCCAGCUCCUACAGAGAAAAACUGCACCCCGGCUCAGAACGCGCUCACCAAAUAACGAGGGCAAUUGGCGUGUGUAUCGCUGCAGACCUGAGACCACUCUCAGUGGUGGAGAAUGCCGGUUUUAGACAUUUGAUCAGCGUUCUCGAACCACGUUACGAAAUGCCAUGCAGAACAUAUAUGACUGAUAAAGUGUUACCUGGCAUGUAUGAUGAUGUGAAGGCUCGCAUUUCUGAAGGGCUGAGCCAUGCAGAACUGAUUGCAUUAACAACAGAUGGGUGGACCUCGAGAGCGACAGAGAGCUACAUAACAAUAACAUCCCACUACAUUAAUGAUAUGUGGGAGAUGGAGAGUCCAGUUCUCCAAACGCUCCCAAUCUAUGAUGCUCACACAAGUGGAAAUCUGUCUGCUAUCCUGAAGAAAGCGGCAGUGGAAUGGAAAUUAGAGAGACCAAAUUUCAAAAUCCCAGUGACAACAGACAAUGCGAGAAACAUAUCCAAUGCAACAAAGGAUGCUGGAAUGUCACCAAACAUUGCAUGUUUUGCACACACUUUGAAUCUGGCAACACAGAAGGGGCUGGGAGUGAAUCAGAUGCACCGUAUACUGGGCAAAGUCAGGAGGAUAGUAGCCUUUUUCCACCGUAGUACAACUGCAGCAGCUGUCCUUGACACCAAACAAAAACAGCUUUUGCUUCCCAAUCACAAGCUGGUAAUGGAUGUGGUGACACGGUGGAACUCCAGCUAUGAGAUGCUAGAACGCUACAUAGAGCAGAAAGCUGCAGUUUAUGCUGCACUCACAGAUGACGGUGUCAAAAAGAAUGUGAAAGACCUCAUCACCUUGUCUGAUGAAGAGCUUAAAACAAUGGAGAUGGUCGUUGAGAUCCUGCAGCCACUGAAAAAAAUCACUGAUGCACUAAGUUCUGCACAGAAUCCCACUGUCUCCAUGAUCCGUCCCCUCUAUCAUUGGGUCCUGAUUGCUAUGGAACCCAGUGCCAAAGAUUCACCUACAGUAAGGGAACUGAAAUCUGCCAUAGAAGGUAACUUGAAGCCGAGGUAUUCAGACCCAUCCCUCCAACUCUUCCUGGAUGAGACCACUGCGCUUGAUCCGAGGUUCAAGUCUCUGUCCUACCUGGAUGCAUUAACUCGGAGUGAGAUCUUCAAAAGUCUGACUGAUAAAAUCCUGCAACAGCAUCCCAGACAGGCCUCUGGAGAAGAGACUGACCAGAGCAGUGCUGGAGAUCAGACAGCAUCAGCAGCUGCAGGUCCCCCUGCAAAGAAAUCAGCUCUUAGUGAACUGUUUGGCGAUUUCUUCAGCCAUGGCCAGGCAGUAGCUGGAGCCCCCAAACCAUGGCCUCAAGUUGUGGAAGAGGAAGUUCAGCAGUAUAGGUUGGCUCCAGUCAUCGAACUUGAAGAAAAUCCUCUGAAAUGGUGGAAAGAAAAUAAACUGUCUUACCCACAUUUGGCAAAGCUGGCCAAAAGUUGCCUUGCUGUUCAAGCAACAAGUGUUCCAAGUGAACGAGUAUUCUCAACAGCAGGGGAUAUCGUUACAGCUCUCAGGAGUUGCCUGGAUCCACAAAAUGUGAACAUGCUCAUCUUCUUAAAGAAGAAUUACAAAAUCAUUCAUUGAGAAGUCACCUUUCUUGUUUGUCAAGCACUUACCUGUUCAAACACUAAGACACUAAGAAACAUAGAUACAUAGGUCAGAAUGUGGACCAAAUAAAAAUUAUCUUUGGAUCCACCCCCCUAAGUUCAUGUUCAUUUUAUUUUUGAUUUCAUUUAGAGUAGAGCUUAAGAAGACUGUUGUAACUCAGCAGAAUCUGAAAAAUAGAAGUUAUUGGGCACAAACCCAGUCCCAUGUUGUUGGGUGCUAUUUUCAUUUCCUUUGAGUUCAGUAGUCUCACCAGGGUCAAUAAAUGUCUGAGGAGGAAUUCUGCAUAUGCACACUGGCCUGCAUCUUGAAAGGUUGAGAGUGUUAUGUAAAAAAGUGUGCUAUUUAUUUUUAUUUGACUAUUUAUUUUCAUGGCAGGACCACAUUGCUCACAAGUGUUUUGUUAUAUUUUUAUUUUUAUAUGCUGGGUAAAAUAAAAGUGCCUUAUUUAGAAACAAACAAGUGUUUUUUUUUCUUUUCAAAUCAAGACAAUAAUGUAAAUUAAUACAUAUAGCACUCAGACCUGGAAAAAAAAUGCACUUU